Microdochium trichocladiopsis is the source of this 1828-nucleotide messenger RNA. Its product is annotated as Nin one binding Zn-ribbon like-domain-containing protein. The coding region runs from base 195 to 1661 and encodes 488 amino acids. Gene Ontology annotation, biological process: maturation of SSU-rRNA; ribosomal small subunit biogenesis. Gene Ontology annotation, cellular component: preribosome, small subunit precursor. The record is from RefSeq and is a predicted model, not a curated record. NCBI's taxonomy places the organism in Eukaryota, Fungi, Ascomycota, Sordariomycetes, Xylariales, Microdochiaceae. Gene Ontology annotation, molecular function: RNA endonuclease activity. The transcript has a single exon.
CCCCACCAUGUUUUUUUUCUUGGGCAGCAGACUUUCCGGACCCCUCCUCGAGGCGAUGGAUGAUGGGUGAUGGUCCACUGUGACAAUUUAGUUCAUCUCGAGCUCUGUUUCAUAUCACCAAGGCAGGAUCAGUCAUAUUCAGGUUUUAUUCUUUACUACCACACCGCCAGCUCUCCACCAGCAACUCGCUCAAGAUGGCCUCGCCACCGGAGCAGGCGCAAAGCCUCGCUCAGCAGGUCGACCAGACCACAGCCCAACCCGAGCCCACACCUUCAGCCUCCGAACAAGCCCAGACAGAACAAGAUGUCUCGAGCAGCAUUAGCAGUCCACUGGACUCGGAAGAGAAACCCUCCGCACAGCCCAACACAGCCGCCUCGGAACCACCCAAGCCGAUACACGCACUCGUCGUCGACACGGGCCCGAUCAUCAAGAACGACCCACCCGUGAGCACGCUGCUCGGCCAGGCCGUCGAGCUGUGGACGCUGCCCUCGGUCAUCACCGAGAUCCGCGACGCCGCGACACGGAGCCGCGUCGAGACGACCCUCCUGCCGUUCCUGAAGCUGCGCAACCCGAAGCCCGAGAGCGUCAAGUUCGUGCAGGACUUUGCGCGGCGGACCGGCGACCUCGAGGUGCUGAGCAGGCCCGAUAUCCACCUCAUCGCGCUGACGUACGAGCUCGAGUGCGAGCGCAACGGGGGGGACUGGCGGCUGCGGAGGACGCCCGGGCAGAAGGGCAUGAAUGGCAAGCCGCCGGGUAAGGAGGAGGGGGCGAAUGCUGCGGCUCCAGCAGCGGGAGAGGCUGCCGCCGAGCAGGUCGAGACCAAUGAGAAGGAGGCAGAAGGCGGCGAGGUCAAGUCAGAACAGGCGGGGCAGCAAGUACCACCGCUUGCGCAGGAGGCCGUGACUUACCAGCUGGACUCCUUGACUCUAGAGCCUCGGGGGGGUGUCUCCGCUUCAGAAAGCCAGGCCGCGGAGCAACCCGAAACAACAGCAAGCACUGCCGAGACCACACAAUCCGCCGACGCGCAGGCGGAGGUAGUGGAAGAGGACGACGACGACGACGAUGAAGACGGCUGGAUCACGCCCUCGAACCUCAAGCAGCAGCAGCAGAAAGACCGGGCCGCCGCCCCCGAGCAGCCGAUCCAGAAGCUGCUGCAGGCCGCGCUGCUCACCUCCGACUACGCGAUGCAGAACGUGUCGCUGCGCAUGAACCUCAACCUCGUCUCCCCGGCCUUCGCGCGCAUCACCAGGGUCAAGACGUGGGUCCUCCGGUGCCACGGGUGCUUCCAGAUCACGCGCGAGAUGAGCAAGCAGUUCUGCCCGCGCUGCGGGCAGCCCACGCUGACGCGGGUGAGCUGCUCGACCGACGCGGGGGGCAACUUCACCGUGCACCUCAAGAAGAACUACCAGUGGAACAACCGGGGCAACGUGUACAGCAUCCCGAAGCCCGUGCACGGCUCGGCGAACGGCAAGAUGCGCGGGCCCGGCGGGGGCAAGCAGGGCUGGGGCAGGGAGCUGCUGCUCGCCGAGGACCAGAAGGAGUACGUCCAGAAGUCCACCGAGCAGCAGCGCCAGCGGGUCAAGGAUCUCAUGGACGACGACUUCCUGCCGAGUAUCCUCACUGGAGACCGGAGGGGCAGGGAGCCGGGCAGGGCAAGAUAAAAGUUGGUGCGGGAAGGAAUGUGAAUUCGAAGAAGAGGAGAGCGUAGAUGUGGUGUGCUAUUCCUGGCCCUGUUUUGUGUGGGUUGUUUCAAGGCGUUUAGGUUCGGGAAAAAAAGGGAUAGAUAGGGUAUGAGAUAAAUGACCAACGUUCUAUACUUGCCUUCAAC